AUUGUAAAUAUAUAUUUGAUCGGUAAUUAAUAUGGUUAGAUUAAAAUUUAAAUAUAAUUAGAUGAAAACAUAGGCAUUUUAGUCAUUUUCAUAUCAAAAACAUUUAGAUGGAUCAUUCAGCUGAACAAACAAACAAAAUUUUAAAGAAAAGUAGUUAGAUGGAUCAUCCAGCUGAACCACAAAAAAUGGAAACGAACAUCAUUCAGAUGGAUUAGUCAAAUAGACUAUUUGGAUGAACUAUUCGGAUGCAUAUCCCAAAUAAGCAAACGAACAGGACCAGAGAAGAGGCGCUUCGCUACGAGAUUUGCGGGACCAAAUCAAUGCCCAUUGGUCCCUCUUCCUUCACACUGUGAGAGCGAUUGGCCAAUUUCUACAGAUAGACGACGACAACGACGAAGCAGCAGCAUGAUGAUGGAGUAACCAGACGAAGAAGAAGAAGGAUUACAAGAGCUUCUGAAGAAUCACUUUGAAGAAGAAGACAACAGAACUCACAAGUGCGCUGGUGAGAUAGACUUAAUGAGAGAAUACAACAAUUUCUUAUAGUUAUUAAAUUCCUAUCUUUAACGAUAAACCCAAAACACAAAAAAAAUGGUGCUACUUCUCCGAUAUCGAUCCUUAACGAUAAAUCCCACUCCUUUAAUACCAAAUUCUCACAAAUUCCACACCCUCCAAUCAUUUCGUAACCCUAAUUUCAUCUCUACCCCAAAAAUCUCAGCCUCUUCGAACAAUCCAACACCAACAACGAAUCGUUCGAUCUCCGAUGCGGCCAAAUUCGCUAAGUCAGUGUUAUUCAUACCUCCUGGUGUAGAGAUUGAGGAACUAACAGAUGAUAUGGUUCUUCCGGGCUCCAAUAUCGUAAUCGGACCUUUUGCAGGUCAUUCUCAAAUCAAAGAAGUUGAAUUUGUUAAAAGUAGUGCUCGAGCUAGAGAUUGCACUAAAGAUGAUCGUCCUGAGAUUGCUAUUUUGGGUCGUUCUAAUGUUGGCAAGUCUUCGCUUAUCAACUGUUUGGUUCGUAAGAAGGAAGUUGCUCUUACCUCUAAGAAACCUGGGAAGACUCAGCUUAUAAAUCACUUCUUGGUGAAUAAGAGUUGGUACAUUGUGGAUUUGCCUGGUUAUGGAUUUGCUAAAGUUUCAGAUGCUGCGAAAACAGAUUGGUCUGCGUUUACUAAAGGUUACUUCUUGAAUAGAGACACUCUUGUAUGUGUUCUACUUCUGAUCGAUGCAAGUGUUCCUCCUCAGAAGAUUGAUCUUGAUUGUGCUAAUUGGCUUGGUCGCAACAAUGUACAGAUGACUUUUGUGUUUACGAAAUGCGAUAAAAUGAAAGCAACGAAAGGGAAAAGACCUGAUGAGAACAUCAAAGCUUUCCAACAAAUCAUUAAAGAGAACUUCAAAGUACAUCCUCCUUGGAUUUUGACGAGUAGUGUAUCGGGUUUGGGCAGAGACGAGCUUCUUCUUCACAUGUCGCAGCUAAGAAACUACUGGGAUCAAUAGGUGUUCGAAAAGGUCGGUUUUAAUACAUUGGUUAUAUCAAAUGGCAGUUUUGUAAUGUAACGGUAACUUUUUUAUUCAUAGAUAAGAUCGUAAAAUGUUAUAAAUCUGUGGGAACAAUUUCAAAAAUUGCCGAAAAACUGGCAAGAAUUACAAUUAAAGGAAGCUUUUUUUUUCUC
Messenger RNA from Arabidopsis lyrata subsp. lyrata, 1667 nucleotides. Its product is annotated as GTP-binding protein At2g22870. The transcript is spliced from 6 exons. Gene Ontology annotation, molecular function: GTP binding. Bases 589 to 1491 code for a protein of 300 amino acids. Lineage: Eukaryota; Viridiplantae; Streptophyta; Magnoliopsida; Brassicales; Brassicaceae. The record is from RefSeq and is a predicted model, not a curated record.